Syzygium oleosum is the source of this 1338-nucleotide messenger RNA. RefSeq names its product plastid division protein PDV2. The transcript has 2 exons. The coding region runs from base 384 to 1238 and encodes 284 amino acids. Gene Ontology annotation, biological process: chloroplast fission. Lineage: Eukaryota; Viridiplantae; Streptophyta; Magnoliopsida; Myrtales; Myrtaceae. The record is from RefSeq and is a predicted model, not a curated record.
GAAAGUAAAUCACAGAAUCAGUCCUAGACGAGCACAUUGAAAUUUCUUCUUCAUCGUCUUCCGACCAGAAAAGGGAAAAAGGGAAAUGUCUCCACCGUCCGCAGUCGCUGUGUCUGGCUAGCGAGGGAAAAAGCCAAAAGGAAUUAUCUGCUGAGAAAGCACCAGGAUCACUUAAAUGCGGGUCCAAUUCAUCCCGUUUGGCGGUUUUUGCAAAAUCUGCCCCCUCUUUGUCAAAAUUCCCACCUAAAUCAAGAAAACCCUCUCUCUUUUCCUGUUCACGAACCCUAAUGAUAGCUCGUCCGUUUGACAAUUGAGAAACCACCAGACGCACGGACGAUCACUUCGAAAGAAAGAAGGGAUUUUGAAGGAAGGGCUGAACGGAAAUGGAAGAAGAGGGAAUUGGGUUGGUGCUGGCGAGGGCCACGGAGCUGAGGUUGAAGAUCGGCAACUGCGUCCACAGGGUCACCAACUCCGCUGCGCCACCGCCGGGCGAGAGGCGAGAAGAUGGCGAGGUCCACGAGGCGGAGGAAGGAGAAGAAGCAGAGACGCUCUUCAGCAUAUGCGACGCGCUCGAAGCCCUCGAGUCUCAGCUCUCCUCUCUGCAGGCUAUGCAACAAAACCACCGGUAUGAGAGGGAAGCUGCCCUUGCUGAGAUUGAAUACAGCCGCAAUAUGCUUCUUGAUAAGCUCAAGGAGUACAAAGGGGAAGAAUUGGAAGUCAUUCAAGAGGCCUCUGCUUUUGCUGGAGAAACGGUGGAGCACAACAACGACCUCCUGCUUCCACCAUACCCUAGCCGCCCUCCACUUCAUCUUUCAAGCUUUUCCCCACGCAAGUCUGUCCGAAAUGGGAUAAUCUCUUCGGAUCUCACAAACGAAUUUAAGAAGAAUAUGAAUGAGAUCGAGAAGAAUCAGGGACAAAGCGGGUCAAGAAACCAGGGCCUACGACUGCGUCACUUCAUUGGUUCAGCAGCCAAGACGGUGGCUACUCUUGUUGGUAUGAUAUCAAUACUGAGCUUGGCUGGUUUUGGUGCUAAGUCUGAGACAAGCAAUGGGCCCUUAAAGCAUCUGGGUCUGUUUUUUAGACAAGUAGUUAGAAGCAAUGAACGAGGUAUUCAGUGUCCUCCCGGAAAAGUAUUAGUCGUGGAGAAUGGGCAACCUAGAUGCCUUGUUAAGGAGAGAGUUGAAGUUCCAUUCGAGUCUGUUGUUGCAACAUCUGAUGUAAACUACGGGUGUGGUUAGUUUUGGUUGUCUCGCAUCUUCUUGUACAUCUUUGUUCUAUGUGACACUGAGAAGUCAGGUUGAUAAAGGCAUGCUGGUGCACGAUUUUGUCCGAUUUCCA